AUGCUCCCCUCAUGUGCCGGGGCCUUCAUCCUGAGCCCCGAGCUCAAGCUGCCUGAGCUGAGCUGGCUCUGCGGGAGGACCCAGUGUCCUGUGUCUGCCACGAUUCUGUUUUAUUUUGAUAUUGUUUUUACUACCAUUUUCACCAUUGAAAUUGCUCUGAAGAUGACUGCUUAUGGGGCUUUCCUGCACAAGGGCUCUUUCUGCCGGAACUACUUCAACAUCUUGGACCUGCUGGUGGUCAGCGUGUCCCUGAUCUCCUUUGGCAUCCAGUCCAGUGCAAUCAACGUUGUGAAGAUCUUGCGAGUUCUGCGGGUACUUAGGCCCCUGAGGGCCAUCAACAGGGCCAAGGGAUUAAAGCACGUGGUCCAGUGUGUGUUCGUCGCCAUCCGGACCAUCGGGAACAUUGUGAUCGUCACCACGCUGCUGCAGUUCAUGUUCGCCUGCAUCGGGGUCCAGCUCUUCAAGGGGAAGCUCUACACCUGUUCAGACAGUUCCAAGCAGACUGAGGCAGAAUGCAAGGGCAACUACAUCACAUACAAAGACGGGGAGGUGGACCACCCCAUCAUCCAGCCGCGCAGCUGGGAGAACAGCAAGUUUGACUUUGACAAUGUGCUGGCGGCUAUGAUGGCCCUCUUCACCGUGUCCACCUUUGAGGGGUGGCCAGAGCUGCUGUACCGCUCCAUCGACUCCCACACAGAGGACAAGGGCCCCAUCUACAACUACCGCGUGGAGAUCUCCAUCUUCUUCAUCAUCUACAUCAUCAUCAUCGCCUUCUUCAUGAUGAACAUCUUCGUGGGUUUCGUCAUCGUCACCUUCCAGGAGCAGGGAGAACAGGAGUACAAGAACUGUGAGCUGGACAAGAACCAGCGACAGUGUGUGGAAUACGCCCUCAAGGCCCGGCCCCUGCGGCGGUACAUCCCCAAAAACCAGCACCAAUACAAAGUGUGGUACGUGGUGAACUCCACCUACUUUGAGUACCUGAUGUUCGUCCUCAUCCUGCUCAACACCAUCUGCUUGGCCAUGCAGCACUAUGGCCAGAGCUGCCUGUUCAAAAUCGCCAUGAACAUCCUCAACAUGCUCUUCACUGGCCUCUUCACGGUGGAGAUGGUUCUGAAGCUCAUUGCCUUCAAACCCAAGGGUUACUUUAGUGAUCCCUGGAAUGUUUUUGACUUCCUCAUCGUAAUUGGCAGCAUAAUUGACGUCAUUCUCAGUGAGACUAAUCCAGCUGAACAUACCCAAUGUUCUCCCUCUAUGAAUGCAGAGGAGAACUCCCGCAUCUCCAUCACCUUCUUCCGCCUCUUCCGGGUCAUGCGACUAGUGAAGCUGCUGAGCCGUGGCGAGGGCAUCCGGACGCUGCUGUGGACCUUCAUCAAGUCCUUCCAGGCCCUGCCCUACGUGGCCCUCCUGAUAGUGAUGCUGUUCUUCAUCUACGCUGUGAUCGGCAUGCAGGUGUUUGGGAAGAUUGCCCUGAAUGACACCACAGAGAUCAACCGGAACAACAACUUUCAGACCUUCCCCCAAGCUGUGCUGCUCCUGUUCAGGUGUGCCACAGGGGAGGCCUGGCAGGACAUCAUGCUGGCCUGCAUGCCAGGCAAGAAGUGUGCUCCAGAGUCGGAACCCAGCAACAGCACGGAAGGGGAAACCCCCUGUGGCAGCAGCUUUGCCGUCUUCUACUUCAUCAGCUUCUACAUGCUCUGUGCCUUCCUGAUCAUCAACCUCUUUGUUGCUGUCAUCAUGGACAACUUUGACUACCUGACAAGAGACUGGUCAAUCCUUGGUCCACACCAUCUGGAUGAAUUUAAAAGAAUCUGGGCAGAGUAUGACCCCGAAGCCAAGGGUCGUAUCAAACACCUGGAUGUAGUGACCCUCUUACGGCGGAUUCAGCCCCCACUGGGCUUUGGGAAGCUGUGCCCUCAUCGUGUGGCUUGCAAACGCCUGGUCUCCAUGAACAUGCCUCUGAACAGCGACGGGACAGUCAUGUUCAAUGCCACCCUGUUUGCCCUGGUCAGGACGGCACUGAGAAUCAAAACGGAAGGGAACCUAGAGCAAGCCAAUGAGGAGUUGCGGGCCAUAAUCAAGAAGAUCUGGAAGCGGACCAGCAUGAAGCUGCUGGACCAGGUGGUGCCCCCUGCAGGUGAUGAUGAGGUCACAGUUGGCAAGUUCUACGCUACGUUCCUCAUCCAAGAGUAUUUCCGGAAAUUCAAGAAGCGCAAAGAGCAGGGGCUUGUGGGCAAGCCGUCCCAGAGGAACGCUCUGUCCCUACAGGCUGGUUUGCGCACCUUGCAUGACAUCGGGCCUGAAAUCCGACGGGCCAUUUCUGGAGACCUGACGGCUGAGGAGGAGCUGGACAAGGCCAUGAAGGAGGCUGUGUCUGCUGCCUCUGAAGACGACAUCUUCAGGAGGGCCGGUGGCCUGUUCGGCAACCACGUUACCUACUACCAAAGCGACGGCCGGAGCGCCUUUCCUCAGACCUUCACCACCCAGCGCCCACUGCACAUCAACAAGGCGGGUAACAACCAAGGAGACACCGAGUCGCCAUCCCACGAGAAACUGGUGGACUCCACUUUCACCCCCAGCAGCUACUCAUCCACUGGUUCCAAUGCCAACAUCAACAAUGCCAACAACACCGCCCUGGGCCGCUUCCCCCGCCCCUCCGGCUACCCCAGCACAGUCAGCACGGUGGAGGGCCAUGGGCCACCCUUGUCCCCUGCUGUCCGGGUGCAGGAGGCAGCAUGGAAGCUCAGCUCCAAGAGGUGCCACUCGAGAGAGAGCCAGAUAGCCACGGUGUGUCCAGAAGAGGCAUCCCAGGAUGAGCCCCGGGAAGUGAAGAGGAACGAAGAUGCAGAGUACUGCAGCGAGCCCAGUCUGCUCUCCACGGAGAUGAUCUCCUACCAGGAUGAUGAAAAUCGACAACUGACACCCCCAGAGGAGGACAAGAGGGACCUCCGGCAGUCUCCAAAGAGGGGCUUCCUUCGCUCUGCUUCACUAGGUCGAAGGGCCUCCUUCCACCUGGAAUGUCUGAAGCGACAGAAGAAUCAGGGAGGAGACAUCUCUCAGAAGACAGUCCUGCCCCUGCAUCUGGUUCAUCAUCAGGCACUGGCGGUGGCGGGUCUGAGUCCUCUCCUGCAGAGAAGCCAUCCCCCAGCUACAUCCCCCAGGCUGUCUGCCACGACCCCUGCUACCCCUGGCAGCAGAGGCUGGCUCCCGCAGCCCAUCCCCACCCUGAGGCUGGAGGGGACCGAGUCCAGUGAGAAGCUCAACAGCAGCUUCCCGUCCAUCCACUGCAGUUCCUGGUCGGAGGAGGCCACCCCCAGUGGUGGGGGCAGCGAUGGUCGGAGAGCCAGGCCUGUGUCCCUCACUGUGCCCAGCCAAGCAGGGGUGCGGGGCCGGCAGCUGCAUGGCAGUGCCAGCAGCCUGGUGGAAGCGGUCUUGAUUUCAGAAGGACUCGGGCAGUUUGCUCAAGAUCCCAAGUUUAUCGAGGUCACCACCCAGGAGUUGGCUGACGCCUGCGACAUGACGAUAGAAGAGAUGGAGAGCGCGGCCGACAACAUCCUCAGUGGGGGCGCCCAACAGAGCCCCAACGGCACCCUGUUGCCCUUCGUUAACUGCAGGGACCCAGGGCAGGACCGAGCGGGGGGCGAAGAGCACGAGGGCUGUGCGCAUACCCUGGGGCGGUGCCCGAGUGAGGAGGAGCUCCAGGACGGCAGGGUCUACGCCGGCGGCCUGUAGUCGGGCGGGGAGACGCUGGGUUUUUUUUUAUCUGUCUCAGUGUCAUAAUGGUUCGUUUCAGAAGUGCCUCACUGUUCUCGUGACCUGGAGGUAACCGGAACAGCGUCUUCAUUCAUUUCUGUCUGGACGAGAUGCAGAGCUGGGUGGUGUGCAGAGCCCGCUUCCCAGGGGGAGGAGAAGCAGCACCCCGCGUGGUGUCACGGAGGGAGCAUGGCGAGGUGCGGCGGAGGAGAACCGCCUGCCCGCUCCUUGUACCCCAGGCCUGCGGAGGAGCCCACUGUCGCCUCUGGGCAUGGGAGAACCUCAGCGUCCUGCGCAGCCCUCACCAAAAGGACCCUCUAUCCAAACGGGUGUCUUUCAACUUUGCUUGUAAAAAAAAAAAAUCAUUUGCACAUAUUCUGUAUGAGCCUCACUGUCUCCAUAGAGCCAGGGCCCUGCGGAUCUGGAGAAAGGGAGCGGGCGAGACUGCCAGAGAGGAGCCCGCCCACCGCAGAGGGAAGAGGAGCAGCCAGGGGCACAGGAGCUCUGGACACAGGCGGGCCCGGGGAGAGGGACAGCGGGCUGCGUCAGUCAGACCCCGGCCGCCUCCGCCCGCCUGCACCUGCACCUGCGCCUGCGACAGAUCGCUCUGCACUAGCCACGCGGAGCUGGCACUGCCCGCAGGGAAGGGGCCGGCGCUGCACGGAUCGAGGUGGUGCUGUGCUCCUGUUGAGCGCUCUUUUGUUUGUGGUUUGACAUUUUUCUUGACAGCAUGUUGCAGUUUUUCGGAUUUUUUUGGGGGGGAUUUUUGUUUGUUUCUAAAAUUUUGUUUUUCCAAGGGGAGGGGAAGAAGAGGAGUGUUUACAAAGUUUUAUAGCGGCCCACCCUACAGUUUUCACUUCUGCAAAUGUAAAUGGGGUUUGGUUUUAUUGUAUUAUUUAAAUGGUUGUGGUUUCCUUUUUCCGCAGAGGGCUCAGUAGAAGCCCCUGCAGGGAAGGGUUUUACCGGCCAUUGUGUUAUGCCCAAUAAUUCGUUAUAAUUUCCUUAGGUAGACACACGUUUUUGUUCUGGUUUGGUUUUAUAAUUUAAAGGUAAUUGGCAAUGCACUUGAUACGGUCUUGCACAUGUGGGUGAUUGAGUUGGGUUCCUUUUUGUGGGGAUAUUGGGGGGUGCGAGAGAGAGGAGGCACGAAUGAGUCUCCAUAAGUGUGUGUGUGUCACGUGCAUAUGUGGUGGGUUGUCUGUGCCAGGCCGUUCCUGCGUCUACACACCACACAGUGUGCCCACGCGCACAGAUGAGCUAGCAGUUCCCUCUCUCUGGCUUGACUGUGGGGAGACCUGAAUCCGGGGCCAUUUGAAAGCAAAAACAAACCACUGUCUCUGCUUCUGAAACGGGAAUCAGUAACUCUUUGCAUUUUCUGUCCCACAAGAUAUGCAAAAACAAUGCAAUAAUAUUCAUUUUAAAAAUACAAUUGUGAGUUGUGUUGGCAUUAAAACUGUACUUAAAAAAACACACACAGAAAUUUAAGGGGAAAACUCAAGGCGUUUUGCUUCGAUAUAUUCCGUGUAAUGUUUUAUUGCAUUGAUAAUGUUUCUGUUGAAGAAACCGUUAUACUUGAAUUCAGGUCAGUUUCAGUAUUUUUCAAAUAUUUUUUUAAAACUGAAUUGCAAUUGUGCCAAGCGAAUAUAAUGAAUUAAGUUUGUUUUUGAAUUCACCUCUUGUAUAUUUUGCUGCAUGUAAAGUAAAUCAUUUUGUAUUUGAAGUGUGACAAGCUUUACCUUUGAACUCUGAAGUGCUUUUUCUAUCUGUGGCUGGGGCAAAGGGAAUGAUUUGUCUUUUAAUUUGUACAAUGAGCAAAGGUAUUGCCCAUGUAAGUCAUGAUUCUGCUAUCCACAAAUGGGUUUUGACAUUCCUGUUUUGCAUAUCUUGUGUUUGCCUUCAUGUCACACCCCCCACCCUGUUUUUCCAAAAUCAUCUCUUAGGUAUAUUCGUGCCCCAUCUUUAUCCAAUCUUCACUCUAUUCAUUGUGCUGCGGUUAUCUGGGGUGAUCCUUCUCCAAGAACAGCCCUUCACCAUGAGGGAUAGUGAAGCAUUCUGCCCACUUCUUUUGUCACUGGCUGGCAUCAGUGUCCCGCACAGUCCAAGUGGCUGACUUUUCCAUUCAUUACCACAGCACAAACUUCCCUCAUUCCUCUCCCCAGCAAAGUGACUGAGUGGAUGGAGCUCAAGUUGGGCUGUCGGGGGGAAGGGGCAGCCCAGCCUCACUUCUGGCAACUGCUUACCCAACUGCCAACAGCAGAGGCUAGAGAAAGGAGCUGAGUGGAACCCUGGCCUGACCAAAGUCACCUCUCUGGCAUGCUCAUUUCUCUAUCCUUUCCUCGCUCUAAACCAAGAUUUCCUCCAGAAUCACCUACUGUGCUUGGCAGAAUGGAAAGGGGACUCAGCCAAGGGAGCUUAUGAUGACAGUAGAAAUGGGUUUUGUGGGGGCAUCUCUUAUGUCCAUUGAUACCCAGAGCCAAUAGCUGUGUCCUUCACAUGUAUUUCGGCAAUGAUGGUUGAAAAGACAUCAGCUUAGGAAAAAUAGGAUGCAACCAUUCACCCAGAAUUUACCUAUUGAUUCUUUUCUAGUCCCAGGAUCCCCUUGGCCUGUUUUGGCACAUGUAUGAGUGCAUUUAGAAUAUGGCAGAGUUUGUUACCCCGUGAGGCUGAGUCGUACUUUCAUGGACUGGGUCAUGAAAAAAUGGAGAAAUAUGCCAGAUAUCCCCAGGUGACAUAUGGUCUGCAGUUUCUUCUUUCUUUCUUUCCUUUUUUUUUUUUUUAGAGG
Tupaia belangeri chinensis (Chinese tree shrew) is the source of this 6532-nucleotide messenger RNA. It is a transcript of the gene CACNA1C, whose product is annotated as calcium voltage-gated channel subunit alpha1 C. Gene Ontology annotation, biological process: calcium ion import across plasma membrane. The record is from RefSeq and is a predicted model, not a curated record. Lineage: Eukaryota; Metazoa; Chordata; Mammalia; Scandentia; Tupaiidae. The coding region runs from base 1 to 3729 and encodes 1242 amino acids. The transcript has 28 exons. Gene Ontology annotation, cellular component: voltage-gated calcium channel complex; membrane. Gene Ontology annotation, molecular function: high voltage-gated calcium channel activity.